Messenger RNA from Punica granatum (pomegranate), 1679 nucleotides. The record is from RefSeq and is a predicted model, not a curated record. NCBI's taxonomy places the organism in Eukaryota, Viridiplantae, Streptophyta, Magnoliopsida, Myrtales, Lythraceae.
GUCCAAACGGGCGUGCCGUCUCCCAGUCUCCGUCCUCGCACCCCGCGGUUGAGGUUUGACAAUUCGUCGUCGUCUCUCUCUCUCUCUCUAAGAAGAAGACUGUUAGAGAGAGAAAGUGGCCGUCCUUUGUUGGGAACAAGGAAGAGAGAGAGAGAGAGAGAGAAGCUUCUUCUCCUUCUUUCCCUUCACCUUGUCCUCCUCCUUCUUCUUCUGUUGCUACCAAUCAAAAGUCAAACAACAAGACCGAGCAUAUCCGUCAAGAUCCCUUGGGGGGGUUUAUCAUUCCAUUCCUUGUCCUUAAGCUUCUCAACCUACUCCGUGAUCUCCGUCAUCGGCGCCGGCUUUUUAUCUGCUGUCCGAUCUUUGCCCUCCUGUGCUGAACAUCUUCUGCCAUGAGCUCAAGUACGGCGCCCUCGAGCUCCGUCGCCGCCGGAUCGGCCGAUCCUUCGGGUGCCCGGAGGAACUCUAAGCGGCCCAAGUAUUCACGGUUCACUCAGCAGGAACUUCCGGCUUGCAAGCCAAUUCUGACCCCGCGCUGGGUGAUUUCAGCUUUCAUGCUUGUCAGCAUUGUCUUUAUUCCCAUCGGAGUUGCUUCCCUGUUUGCUUCGCGCGAUGUGGUUGAGAUAAUCGAUCGGUAUGAUACUGAAUGCAUACCAGUAGACGCUAGAAAUGAUAAGGUUAAAUACAUUCAGACUCCUGGAAAUAAAACCUGCACCAGAAAUAUAACUGUGACUAAGCAAAUGAAGAGGCCUAUCUAUGUUUACUACCAGCUCGACAACUUCUAUCAGAAUCAUCGCCGGUAUGUGAAGAGUCGUAGUGACUCACAGUUGCGGAGUAACAGCAGUGCAAAUGCUGUCAGCGACUGCAAACCAGAGGAUUAUAGUAAUGGUCAGGUGAUUGUACCUUGUGGUCUUAUAGCUUGGAGCUUGUUCAACGAUACCUACAGCUUUUCACGUAGUGGCCAACAGUUGGCUGUAAACAAAAGGGGUAUCUCAUGGAAGAGCGACAGGGAACAUAAGUUUGGGAAAGAUGUGUUUCCUCGGAACUUCCAAAAUGGAACACUAAUUGGUGGUGCACGACUCAAUGAGUCCAUACCACUGAGUGAGCAGGAAGACCUCAUAGUGUGGAUGCGAACAGCAGCACUGCCAACUUUCAGGAAAUUGUACGGGAAGAUUGAGGAAGAUCUUCAGGUGAAUGAUGUCAUACAGGUGACUUUGGGGAACAACUACAACACGUACAGCUUCAGCGGGAAGAAGAAGCUUGUGCUGUCCACCACAAGCUGGCUCGGAGGGAAGAACGACUUCCUUGGCAUCGCUUACCUCACCGUGGGAGGAUUGUGCUUCUUCCUGGCCAUGGUUUUCACAAUUGUGUAUCUCGUCAAGCCAAGGCAACUCGGAGACCCUUCUUACCUUUCGUGGAACAGAAACCCCGGAUGGCAGUAGGGCAAGUCGCCGAUAGACAUCUUCUGGUGGGACCAUAUCCCGUGGUUCUCAUGUUCAGUAGUGUAAUUUUGUGUAUCAAUAUGUUAAGAGAUCUGUUUGCUUAUUAUGAUCCGAGUUUAGAAGGCACAUUAUUAUUAGCUUGUAAUUUCUUCAUUUAUUUCUUUUGUAGCUUUAUUUGAAGCAAUGAAAUGAGACAAAAUUGUGUUCAAUACAAGCUUCUGUUAUAUUUUAAGUGUA